UUUUUUGCAUCAUUUUCAUUGUCGAUUCAACGGCGGUCACAUCUGGAACGGUUCCCCGGUGGGAUUUACGUCCGGAACAACGGCAGAUUGUAACCUUCGUGUUCUUAUCAGUGCGCCGCGAUUGAUGGUUAUCGUACGUGGUCGUUAAAUUCUUGAUUUUUUUUGGUGAUUAGUUUCUCCCUUUAUUAAUCCGGUUUUGUUAUUUGGCGUCCGGUCGCGGUCUGUUUUCUCAAUUAGUUAAUUUAAUCAUCCGUACUAGUUUAGUGCCCUGUGUAGUAUCUACAAGUGCGAGUGAGGAAAAUAGUGUGCUAAAAUGUCCGACGAGUGGGAAGUUGUGAGCAAGCAGAAGAAGCCCCGCAAGCCCGGUGCGGACAAGAACAAGGCCGCGGCGUCAAACGCCGGGAUUCCCAAAAUAGAAGAUGCUGACACAAUGGAUCAGAUUCUAUCGCUGUACGCCAAUGUGAAGGACGAUGUACUGCUCGAUCGAGGCCAGGCCAACAAGGAGAACAAAAAUCAGCAAAAUUUGGCCAACGGUAAACAGCACGACCGGCGGAAGUCCCCCUCGCGAGUCCAGCAGCAGCAGCAACAACAGCAGCAGCAAAACAAGGCCCGACAGCGUCAGGAAAUGGAAAAGAAGCACCAGCAGCAACAGGCUAAGCCCAAGUUCAAGGAUCUGGAGGCGGCGCUGAAGGCGGUCGUCGUCAGUGAUCUGCGCGCGAAUCUGUGGGCUGUGAAUGAAAACUUUAAAGACAAUCAUCUGAUGAUGCUGAAAGCGAUCACCGCGUUCCUUAACGAGCAGCUGCGCGUCGAUUCGGUCGAUCCGAUUUUCGCCGACAAGCCGCAAUCGUAUCCGUACAGUGUGAUUCCGCGCGAGUUGCAAAAACUCAUCGAUGAAACCGUUGCGGACGCCGGUGAACAGAAUGUGCAAUAUUUUUACGAUCUUUCGCUGUCUAAUUUGGCCAGCGACAUGAAUCGGAAUCAGCCCCACUUGGGGCACAAGAUUAUGCUGCAAGCGAUGGCUCAAAGCAAUCCGCAAAUUUGCGCCAACAACCUGGCGCGAAACGCGAUCCUGCGGAACUCCUUUCAAAACCGAAGCAACGUCGGGCUGAGUCUGCUGUGGGCGCUCGGACAGGGUGGCUUCGGCGAUCCCGACGUUGGGCUGAAGGUCUGGCAGGAUAUUAUGGUGCCCGUGAUUGACCUGAAAACCUACAGCAAAUACGUCGUCGAGUACAUCCACGCGAUUCUCUCCCAGCACAAAUCAACCAACCUCGAAAUCUCCUCCAGCGAGUUCCUCACCAUCCUCAGCUCGCUCACGACGCAGGUCAAAGCGAGUCGCGACCUCGCCAAUCUGCUGGAAGAAGCCUCCAAGCUGCUCGUCGAACGGUACGUGUUCAGUGCGCCCAAGACUUCCAGCACGUUCACGACGCUGUUCAAAAACAUUCAGUUCAUUGCCAAGUCGGAGCUGAUCUACUUCGGGUUGAUUCUGUGCCUCACGGAGGACCCCGAGUGCUGGGCCGCUUGGCGGGGUCUGUACCGCAAGAACGUCCAGCAAACGGCCGAAUUGCUUGCGUAUAUUGAAAACUCUUCCACGGAAUCAACGCAGAAGCUGGUUGGCGAUAGGCUCUUCCACCAGUUCUUGGACGACAUACAGGAGAUAAACGUUGAACUUGGACAGAGCAAAAAGAAGGUGGAAGGACUGAAGGCAUCAUCGACCGUGCUCCAGCAAGUGCAAGACAAAGUCGCCUCGAAGAAGAACAAAUCGGCCAAAGCGGCCAGCAAAACGGCCUCGCGGGGUGCCGCCUCGGUGUGCUGCAGCUUCCUGCUGGCCACAUUCCUGCUGUUCGGACUGACCGGGGGCCUGAUCGGGUUCGACACGUACCGGGCGGGUGGCACCUUCGAAAAGUCCCACACCGGCCAGCUGCUGAAGCAGGCGGGCCUGCUUCCGGCCGUCGAGGACGCGUGGACCUGCACGCUCAAGCACAGCGCCCGGGGCUACAAGUGGGCCGAGGAGCACGUGCCCGUCUACUACAACGCAACCAGCAAGGCCGUUGGACCAUACGUUGAAUUUUCGAUAGAGUUUAGCAAAAUUCUCUGGAAUGGUACCAAGAAGGGCUUUGGCAACGUGAAAACGCUGGUCGAGCAGAAGACCCCAGUGGUCGUUGACUUCAUUGAACAGUACGCGCCCGGUCUGCCCAAGAAGGUCGGUGACUUUACCAGCUCGUCCUGGACCGCGGUCAGCACGUUCACCGUCAAGACGUACCAGCAGAGUUGCGAGUUCUUCAAAACCAAGGUGUUUGUUGGUCAGCUGUCGCCCGAAAACUUGGGGAAAGCCUUCAACAGUACCCAACUGGCUGCUGCUCAGUACUAUAGUUGGUUCCACGAUCAGGUCGAUUUCUACGCCAAGGUCCAGUAAGUUGACGCACUUCCUGAGUCCCCCCCCCCCCCUGCUCUCUCUCCCCCUCAUAACACAAGAAGAUCCCUCAGAUCGGGUGAGGGGUGGGGCAGGUUGGAAAGCAACCCAACCACAACAGCAGAGAGGACAACUAACAAUAAGCAACUACAACAACAGCUGGCUGGACGAAAAAAAAAAAAUAAUUAAAAGAUGCAUUGCUCGCCUUUUUUAUAACAUGCAAACAACAACAACAACAAACUUGAUUGCGAGCGCCCUCGGGUUGACAAAAUCCCACUCGAUUGACAUGUGAACGUGCGUGCGUGCGUGCCUGCUUGCGUGUGAGAGUACGAAUUUGAAUGCUGCUGUGCGAAACACAGAGAGUUUAAACUUAAAUUAAGCAAGACUAGAAAGUUUAGCAAAGUGUCGGCCAAGUGCAUGGUGAAGCGAAGAACAAGAACAAAGAUUGACUAGAAAUAAUGAUUAAACUUUUUGUUUUCGUUUUCGUUUUCUGUGCGAUAAAACAACUACACACAUCCCUUUGCGUUUUUGGCUUUGAUUGUGAACAAAAAAAAAAAAUGUGAGAGCGCGAGUGCAGAAAAGCCGGGAAUUUUUGAAGGACAACUGAAGCUGCUAAUCGUACUGAGCUAGACAGACAAGCGAGCGAUGAAUUUGACGCGUGUUACGAACGGGAGAAGCGCAAUAGCUGAACAGGAGAGCAGCAGACAGGAGGAUGAUGCGUAAAAUAGUAAUGAAUAAAAGAACAGGCGAAAACCCCCAGAAUGAGAGCAUUUGAGUAACUUCAACGGAAAUUGUAUAAGUACAUUUGAUAGACUUUUUUAAAAUAAUAUUUUACUAAUUUAAUUUUUGUUUAAUUGCUAAGGCUCCAGAAGUAACUGUUUGAUGAUGGAAGGGAAUUAUAAAAAUGAACCUAAAUUAAUUUUCUGUUGUAAAUCAGA
Molecule: messenger RNA, 3348 nt
Organism: Culex quinquefasciatus (southern house mosquito)
Lineage: Eukaryota; Metazoa; Arthropoda; Insecta; Diptera; Culicidae
Gene: Tmem214
Product: transmembrane protein 214
Exons: 8
Coding region: 314-2413 (699 amino acids)
Cellular component (GO): endoplasmic reticulum; Golgi apparatus
Source: RefSeq, a predicted model, not a curated record